Suillus clintonianus is the source of this 760-nucleotide messenger RNA. RefSeq lists its product as uncharacterized. The coding region runs from base 369 to 599 and encodes 76 amino acids. The record is from RefSeq and is a predicted model, not a curated record. NCBI's taxonomy places the organism in Eukaryota, Fungi, Basidiomycota, Agaricomycetes, Boletales, Suillaceae. The transcript is spliced from 3 exons.
UCGUCGCUCAGAAAGGGUUACCACAGCGGGUUUCCUCGUUCCGACGCCUUUGGUAUCUAUCGAUAUCUAUCAUGAGGCGAUGAGUUGACAAACAAGACGAAGCAGGCGAAAUGAAAUUGGACCAGUGUAUCCACACCAACGCAACCCACGAGUGACCAUGUGGUUGAGACUACUACCUGGGACUUAUUGCGGGCAAUGUUGCAUAAAACUUAAACACUGCCAUUUGUAGGAAUGCAUCAGGAUUGGGGAAUUGGAACCCAAAUCAACACUAAUAGCACAACCCUCACACACAAUCAUUUUAGAUUAAUAUAAGGUCAGUGAGACGUAUUUCGUUGCAUGGGAUGUCAUGAUCUGGUUGGAGCGAGCGAAUGCUCAGCGAGUGCACAUGCCAGCUCCACCGUGUUUGCAUGACGAACUGGUUGAUCAUAUCAAUGAGCACUUGCAACGCGCUACUCGUACUACUAAUAGUAAAAGCCUCGCCAGCUCUGGUCCAGGUGGCAUACUUCUUUAGAUCCACGUGGAUCAGACUUUACUUUCUCCGAUAUAACUCCGACAACAACUAUCCACGUUCUUACGUAAAAUCAUCACCCGCAAGCUAGCUCUGCACUCUAAAUGAUGGUUUAGGGGAUUCCCUAGAACGUUUGAACCUUGGCUUUGUACUCAUGAUGCAUUGAUGAUUCGAAGCUUCUGGUGUUUGAAUGGCAUCGCCGGCCGCGGGUGUUCGGCCCCGAAUCUGCGCUCAAACUCAAGUUUUAACAGG